Molecule: messenger RNA, 2249 nt
Organism: Marmota monax (woodchuck)
Lineage: Eukaryota; Metazoa; Chordata; Mammalia; Rodentia; Sciuridae
Gene: Rmdn3
Product: regulator of microtubule dynamics 3
Exons: 13
Coding region: 100-1518 (472 amino acids)
Cellular component (GO): mitotic spindle pole; cytoplasm; spindle microtubule
Molecular function (GO): microtubule binding
Source: RefSeq, a predicted model, not a curated record
GGUGAGCUGACGGCGCAGUUUAAUGACGUCACGAUCAUUGACAGCGUGAGGCCGCGGCGGCUGCUGCUGCUGCCAUGGUGGCUGGAGGCUGGGUGCAGCAUGUCUAGACUGGGGGCCUUGGGUGGCGCCCGCGCGGGGCUGGCACUGUUGCUUGGCUCCGCCGCCGGCCUUGGAUUCCUGUGCAUCCUUUACAGGCAGCGAUGGAAACGGACCCAGCGCCAUGGCGGGAGCCAGAUCCUGCCCAACUCCCUGGACUGCGCUCAGACUUCAGAGCCUGGACGCCAGGCGAUGCUGUUGCGAGCUGUCCCAGGUGAAGCUGGAGAUGCUGCGGUGUUACCCAGCCUUCCACAGGAAGGGCAGGAGAAGGUGCUGGACCGCCUGGACUUUGUGCUGACCAGUCUUGUGGCACUACGGCGGGAGGUGGAGGAGUUGAGGAGCAGCCUUCAAGGGCUUGCUGGGGAGAUUGUUGGGGAGGUCCGAUCCCACAUGGAGGAGAAUCAGAGAGCGGUUCGGCGACGGAGGUUCCCAUUUGCCCGGGAGCGGAGUGACUCUACUGGUUCCAGCUCUGUCUACUUCACAGCCUCCUCUGGAGCUGCAUUCACAGAUGCUGAGAGUGAAGGAGGUUAUACAACAGCCAAUGCUGAGUCUGACUAUGAGAGAGACUCUGACAAGGAGAGUGAGGAUGAAGGGGAAGAUGAAGUGAGCUGUGAAACUGUAAAGAUGGGAAGAAAGGAUUCUCUGGAGCUGGAGGUGGAAGCAGCUUCAGGUCCAGCAUCUGGUGUCUUAGAGGCUGAAGUCUCUCUGGGUCAUGAGGAUGUGCUGCCCCUCCUGCAGCAGGCUGAUGAGCUACACCAGGGCAGUGAGCAGAAUAAGCGUGAGGGCUUCCAGCUGCUGCUCAACAACAAGCUCGCGUAUGGAAGCCGACAGGACUUUCUUUGGCGCCUGGCCCGGGCCUACAGUGACAUGUGUGAGCUCACUGAGGAGGUGAAUGAGAAGAAGUCAUAUGCCCUAAAUGGAAAGGAAGAAGCAAAGGCUGCUCUGGAGAAGGGGAAUGAGAGUGCUGAAUGUCACCAGUGGUAUGCAGUGCUUUGUGGUCAGUUGGCUGAGCAUGAGGGCAUCCAGAGGCGCAUCCAGAGUGGCUUUAGUUUCAAGGAGCAUGUGGACAAAGCCAUUGCUCUCCAGCCAGAAAACCCCAUGGCUCACUUUCUUCUUGGCAGGUGGUGCUACCAGGUCUCUCACUUAGGCUGGCUAGAAAAAAAAACUGCUACAGCCUUAUUUGAAAGUCCUCUCAGUGCAACUGUGCAGGAUGCCCUACAAAGCUUCUUGAAGGUUGAAGAACUACAGCCAGGAUUUUCCAAAGCAGGAAGGGUGUAUAUUUCCAAGUGCUAUAGAGAACUAGGAAAAAACACUGAAGCUAAAAGGUGGAUGAAGCUGGCCUUGGAGUUGCCAGAUGUUACUAAUGAGGAUUCAGCUUUCCAGAAGGAUCUGCAAGAACUGGAAGUAAUUUUAGGAGAAUAAUCACAUUUCAAUGGCCUUUGUGACUUCAGGAAUACUAUUUAAGAGGGAAAAAAAAAAAAAAUCAAGGCUUUUUUUCCAUAGACCCUGCUAAGAUCAGAAAACCAAGCAAGACUGGUUUAGGUAGUGUUCUGCCCCCUGGGUCUGACUGUUACCCACUACCGUUCCCCAACUUCUUGCCUGCUGUCCAUCAGUUAAUUUAUUCUCAUGUUUUACCUAAUCUAAAAUUAGGGAAGAACUUGCACCUUGGGUUUCUGUUGUUCUUCCCCUUAAGGAAAUUCUUGAAAAAUGAAGACUUAAACUGGCAUUUGCCCUAGGGUUAAGUGUGGGUGGAUCCCUGAAGGCUGCUAGAGCUGAAAGAUGAAGUAGCAGCACUGCCAGUGAGAUAGAUGAACUUUCAAAGAGCUAAAGGAACAAAGAGAACUUGUCACUCUAAUGUUUUCACUGAUUAAUAUUCAUAAUAUUCAUUAGCUACAUCUUAAUCCUAAGAUCAUACCCUACUUACCAGGACAAAACGAGGGGCCAGAGCAGUUCAAUUAUUGCCCCUCUCAUCACCUAUCAUGUGGACUCUACCUGUAUUCCUGGGUUAAGGGGCUGGACCACUUGACUUCCAGAGUUCUGGCAGCUUUUGGAAUGACAGAAAUGGCAUUAGGGUUUAUUAUGCAACAAUGAUCUGAAGCAUUAUCUGGAAUAUAUUUUGGCACAAGCUUGAAAUAAACCAAAGUUGAUAACAA